AUGUCUGGCCUCGAAAUCGUGGCUCUCGUGCCCAGCAUCAUAUCCGCGUGGUGUGCUAUUGCUGUGGAGUAUAGAUCAUGGCGCAAACGUAGGGCGCAGCGAGCGAGCCAACAAAAGAACACUAUAUUACAAAAUCAUUUAACAAGUAUUGCUCCGAUAUUAAACAACCAGUUCCAGGAGCACUUCCGGCGAGGAGGUGGCGCGUUUAAACGGGGAGACGAGAUAGGAAUAUCCGCUUUGAAAGAUCAGUUAAUACAUGCUCAGAAGAUAGAAAUCGACCUCUUGAAAAGCCAAAGAGACAACCCUGGCGAUGUAAUUCAUCCCAAUCAUGAUUCUAUCUUUGCUGGGUCUCAAAUAAACAGCUCCGGAGCUAUGGUAUUGUACGACGGAGCAACUGGUUCUCCUGGAAAUCCACCAAUCCUCAUGGACAGAAAGCGGCUCCGGGUAGAUGCCUAUGGAGUUGCCAACUUCAAGAGCCGCACGACUUCCGGUGGCCCCUGCCAGUCUGGCUGUUACAAGAUAAUAUGCAACUAUGAAAUGACCGAAGUGCAUGUUCGAGGCAUUUUUAUGGAUGGUUCUGUCACAUCGGCUACCUUCAACGGUGUCAUGUAUGCUGUAGCCCUUUCCCUUCUGCCAUUGCUCCGCUGCUCCGGUGGUUACCGCUUGCUGACCGUAAUUAUUUCGACUUUGUAGGCCAUACCCGAAUUCUCGCAUAUUUUCGUACAUCCCGGGCACCGCAAAUACACCUGUACUUAAGGGAUUUCAAGGUUGUUUUACGGUUUAUCCAGAGGCAGGCAAUGUUGUCGCAUUUGAGCUGUGGUGGAUGGGGGGAUAAUGUUCCAUGUUGCGUGUUACAUCUCAAUCAAUGCCAUUUGAGAAGAUUGUAUCGAAA
Molecule: messenger RNA, 892 nt
Organism: Trichoderma asperellum CBS 433.97
Lineage: Eukaryota; Fungi; Ascomycota; Sordariomycetes; Hypocreales; Hypocreaceae
Source: RefSeq, a predicted model, not a curated record